AUGGCGGACAUAUCAGGCAUGGUGGAGUUUGAGAUGUCAGAUGAGCCAAGUGCGACCUUUCCGGUCGGCGCCGGAGGGCCGAUCAUGAAGAUCAUGCGAUUCUUCUACCCCAUCCCAGUGCAUUUGCUACAUAUGUUUACAGGACCUGUCAGCUUGUAUUCAUUUUUCCACAUUCUUCGACAAGCCCGUGGGGAGAACAACAUGUUCAAGAAGCAAUGGGACUGGCUUCGGACUAAAAAAGAGUGCAACCGUUGCGGAGGCUUUGAGCAUGAAAUCUGCCCUGUGUGCGAGUCUCGGGGCUCCCUUCCCUAUGAGAGCAAAUUUGCCCAGGCCAUGUGGACAAACGUCCACAACCCGGAGCUGCUUGAGAAAGCAGACGCAGAGGGAAAGGAGUUAGCAGACCUGGUCGGAGGAGAAGCAGGGAAGAUCGUUGGCAGGGCGCGGGGCCUGAAGGCGCAUAAGGAUGAGCUGAAUGCGGAAAUGGCAUACAGCAUGAGCAAGUUCAAGGUCCUGGGGCAGAAGCCUGGGAUGCUGCCGUGCAAGGCCUGUGACGGGGAGGGCGUCAUCAAGUGCCAGGGGUGCCAUGGCGAUGCCAAGAAGAUCGAUAAUUGGCCGGAUAUCGACUACUACAUGCACGGACCGGGGCGGGCAAUGGACCAGUGGAUCAUGACCAACCCCUAUGGUCAGCCCGUGACCGACGUUGAAAGGGAGUUCCUGGCGAACGACCCGCACACCGCCAAGUGGUGGACGCUCCGCAAGUACCUGGUGGAGGGGCACAAGGAGCACCUGACGCCUCGGGAAAAGAUGGAGGCUGCAGAGGAGGUGGAACAGUUUUGGUGGGACGAGACAACACGGCGUGCGAUCGUCGAGCGGCGGCCCGGGUGGCGCGAGAACCUGGAGUUGAUGAAGAAAGAAGACCCUGCCUGGGUGUUCAAUACGUGGGGGGUCAACCGGCAGUUGGCGCAGGGGCCUGAGGAAGAAGAAGAGAUCAACAACGACCCGCUCUCGCUGAUGGAGAACCUGCAAGAGUCCCCUGAGGUGCGCAAGUUGCGCUACAUGGUGAUGGGCCCUUACACCAAGCAACUAGAGAUGUACGGCCUGGAUCCCGCCACGGGCGCGAAGGUCCGGGACGUGCCCAAGUCGUCCGCACGCAAGAUCACCGAAAAGUUUUUGGAUCUGUACGGAGACGAGGCGGACAACUGGAUAGACCUGCGGCGGACGACGAACAGUUUUGGGCUGCCCAAGACCGCGACGCCGCUCCUCCAGGCUGUGCUGUUCGAUGUGCCCAAGGAGAUGAGGAGGCUGAAGAAUGAGCAGCGAGGAGAUGAACUGGCCGCCUGUAUGAACCACCCGACCAUCGUGAACCAGUACGCAGAAUAUAUUGCUGCACUAGAAUCGGGAGACCCUGAUGCAGCUGUCGAGCUGGCUGGGAAGAUGGACAAGAGCAUUCGCGAGCUGGCCCUUGCGCAGUCCGUUGAGCGCGAGGAGAAGCGGCGCAAGCAGCGCGAGGCGGGCCUGGCGCGCAUCGCGCAGUUCAAGCAGGACGACGUGGACGCGGGGCUGGCGGCCGUUGAGGCCGCCUCAGAAGUGGUGCCCGAGAUCGUGAAGCAGGACCCAGAGGUGCUGGCGAUCGAGCAGUCCGUCAAAUCCAUUGAGACCGCUCGGGAUGCGGCGCGCGACCGACUUCUCGCCCUGCGGGAGCCGACGUCCUUCUUCUCGCGCGAGUACGAGGAGUGGCUGCAGGCCUGGCACGAUGCCAAGCGCUACGAGAGUCUUCACACCAUCCGCGGCGCCGCGCUCGUGCGCAAGAUGGAGGCUAUUCGGAAGACGACGGGGGUGUUCCCGGCCGCCCAGGAUCGAGCGCAGGUGCGGCUAGUAAUGCACGAAGAAGACCGGCUACGACAUGCGGAAGAAAAGCGGCUUGGGCGGGAUCUUUCGAGGGAGGAGUUCCGAAACAUGCUCAUUGAGCAAUGGCGAGGACAAAUUCUGGACAAAGAUGCUCUGGAGAAGGUAUACCAAGACCUCGGCCCGGACGCGGAGGACGUCAUCUUCCGGAUGGCCGUGAAAGAGAGGCGGGACGAGCAACUAGAGCAGGCGCACCGCGAGGCCGGCAGACUCGGCGAGAGGGAGGACCAUUACGUGGCUCUGAAGAGCAUCGAAAGCUACGAGCUAGCCGAACAGUACGGGUGGGACGGCAUCAAGCAGCUGACGUACCCCACCGUCCAGUACGCCCUGAUGGACGAGAAAGCGGCGACAGAGGAGAAGGAGAGGGUGCAUCGGGAAGCGGUCGAGGCGCGGCGCGCCAAGAUCGCAAAGCGGGGCCAGAUCGGGACUCGCCUUGCAGAGACGUUUCAGCCCGUAACCGACGGCCUCGGCAAGACGAGGCGCAUGAUCGAGGGGAUCAUCCCAAAGCCGCGCCCCAAGACGGACGGCAAGGAGCAGGCUGCGGCUGACGUCAGCAAGAUGGACAAGCGGCAGGAGGCGAAGCGCCAGCGGGAACUAGAGCGGGCGCGCGCGGCGGAGAAGAUGCGCGCCAAGAAGGAGGAGAAGGCGCGCGCACACAACGACCGGAAGGCGUCGUUCGAGAAGUCGCUGGACGAGAGGUUCGACGGGGUGCUGGCGUUCCUGGACCAGAAAGUGUUCAACCCAAUGGAGGACUUUUUCACGGGGCGCAGAAAGCUCCCGCCGAGCCCGGAGCUCACGGCAUCCGAGAACGCACGCAUUGCACGGGAAGCUGAGCGUGCACGCAAGGCCAGCGCCAAGCAGGCGGCGAAGCUGCCCGGUGUUGCGGCAGCGGCGCAGCGCAAGAUCGAAAGGGCGGAAGCGAGGAAGAGGCGAGCGGAAGAGGAGUUUGAGGCGUGGAAGAGGGAGUUCCUUGCGAAGCCCGAGAACAGGGAGUCGGCCGCAGCGGAGUCCGUAAUCGAGGGCAGAAGGCAGAUCGUUGCUCUGGAGGAAAAUUGGUUUGCGUCCGUGAAGCGGAGGGCGGAGCACGCGGUGCAGCGCGCGCAGGUCGCGGAGCAACUAGAGCUGGACGAGCAGCUCGUUCUGGAAGCGGAAACGGUGCGGGAGCAACUAGAGCGGGAGGAUCUGACCGUCCCGGAGCAUGUCGACGUCAGGCGGUUUUUGCUGGAGGGCACCGUCCGGCCCGACGUUUUGGAGGCCAUCUUCGACAAGGAGCCGCUCUUCUCGCGCGCCACGCCCGGCGACCUGCUGCUCGACGAGGCGGAGCGGGAGUACGACGAGUCCGUGCGCAACAAAAUCCGGGAGCAGGUCGAGGAAGUCGAGAAAGAGCGCGAGACGGAGAUGCUUGCUGCUGAGGCGCCCAUCAGGCAGACCAAGGAGCAGAUGGCCAAGGACCUGGACAGCGCCCGGCGGGCCUUCCGAAUCGAGUCCAAGCGGCCAACCCUGGAAACGAGCUCCAAUGACGACAACCAGCUGUGGAGGCAGCAGUGGAACAAAUUAGGCCAGGAUGACUGGGUGUCAAAAACCAGGACCUCUUUGCAGCUAGCAUUCAACACUCAAGAGAACUCUCAAUCUCAGGACAGCCCCCGACCCGUUGCAUUUGCCACGCUCAACCCCACGUUGCUGAGCUUUGGCGGGCCUUCGUGGCAGUGGAAAAAGUAGUACAAUAGUUGGAGGCUUACUCGCGGAAGUCAGGGCUAAGGUAAAGAGACGAGACGAUGGCCGCAAUUGCGGUUACUAGAGCUAGGGGUGAACGAGAGCGAGUUGAUCAGUGGCAAUCUUGCAAACAGACCGGACCUCGAUCAUGUGACGAGCCUGAGAUUUGGUCGCAGCCUGCAUGGCUGGCUUGUAUCCAUUGCACUGUAUUUGCGAAGGACUUCAGAAGCGUUCUCUGCUCGGUAGUUAGUGGUCAGUUAAUACAGCAAUGCCAUACAACGAGGUCAUUCGCUCGUUGGCUUGUGAAAUUGUCAACCUAUCAAAGUCGGUCGCUAAUGGAAAAAUGAAGUGAGUCACAACCUGAAUAUCAAUACGUGUGACCUUCAA
Molecule: messenger RNA, 4005 nt
Organism: Klebsormidium nitens
Lineage: Eukaryota; Viridiplantae; Streptophyta; Klebsormidiophyceae; Klebsormidiales; Klebsormidiaceae
Source: the annotation of a GenBank genome assembly